Messenger RNA from Penicillium canescens, 1468 nucleotides. RefSeq lists its product as uncharacterized. Gene Ontology annotation, molecular function: oxidoreductase activity; FAD binding. The record is from RefSeq and is a predicted model, not a curated record. Bases 2 to 1468 code for a protein of 488 amino acids. NCBI's taxonomy places the organism in Eukaryota, Fungi, Ascomycota, Eurotiomycetes, Eurotiales, Aspergillaceae. The transcript has 2 exons.
AAUGGAUUCUGCUACAAUAGAUUCUGUUGAAUCGGAAUUUCCCAAAUCAUGUGGAGUCAUUGUCCCAGGGCCUGGAACAGAACUUCACAGGGUGAUGGCCCGCUGGUCGGACGUGGGCCUAUCUCGGCCCGCCCUCAUUGUGACACCAACUACAAGAGAGGACGUUAUAGCAGCCAUUCAAUAUGCUACUACUCACGGUCUCCAAGUCGUACCUGGCGGAGGUGGGCAUGGAGUCGCGGUACCUAUCCAUAGCAGAACAUUGUAUUUGAAUAUGCGAAUGUUCAACCACGUCGCCGUGGAUACGACCAAUAGUCUAGUGACUUUCGGGGGAGGAGCCACUAAUGAAGAGGUACUUGAUGCUUGUGUUAAAGAAGGCUAUUAUACUGUGAUCGCAAACUCCGGGGCAGUCGGCAUGGUCGGCAUGGUGCUAGGUGGUGGCUUCAGUCUAUUUUCCGGCAUGCAUGGUCUUCCUAUUGAUCAUGUUGAAUCUGUAGAGGUUAUCAUCGCCUCCGGCAAGGUGCUAAAUCUUGAUUCUUCAUCCAAAGGCGAAGAUGGGGCUCUAUUCAACACCAUAUGUGGCGGCGGAAAUGGGUUAGGCGUCGUCACAAACAUGACUAUGCGUGCCUUUCCUAUAACCCCGCUAAAGCUUGAAGAGGGUAACAAAAUUUGGACCCGCAGACUGGUAUUUCCAGGUCCAGCAAUUGAGGAUGUUGUCAAAUUAUUCCUGAGUUUGACUCCAACUCCACAGAUGCAGCCUUUGCUCAUGCUGGUGCGGGCUCCCCCAACAGCACCUACGCCAGAAAUGCCCUUAAUAUUGCUUACGUUGACAUACUGUGGUUCUGCGCAUGAUGCGGAAUUAUUCUCGCGAGAAGCUAAAUUGCACGAGCUAAGAUCAGCGAUCUCGGACCAAACAUGUCUCACCCCUCUUGGCGACUUUUUCGAGGGAACCAAGGCCCUCAAUGCCCACGGUGACUUCAAAGAGCAGCACAGUGCUAGAACAAUGAACUUAUCGCCCACAAGCCUCGUGAAAGCCUUUUAUAGGUGGCAACAAUUUGGCGAGGAGGUACAGGACGCCCGGGCCCACACGAUUGCACUCUUCACUAUGUACAGCCCAGAAGUCACGAUCAAGAAUGGAACCUGCGAUACAAACAAAAGGAAACCUUUUCUCGGUCGAAAUAGACCCUUCUUCAGCCAGACGAUAAAAUGGUACUCGAAGGAAGAGACCAAGGCGUUGGCAGAUAAGUACAGUACGGACAUGAUGUGCAUCAUACGUGAAGAUGAUGCAAGCAGUGGGUUGCGGCCAAUAACCCUUCCUAACAACAUGCAGAUUGGCUCAGAUUUAGGAGAAGGAUACAGUUCAGAAAUGAUCUCCGUUAUGAAGAAUUUGAGAGCCGUGUGGGAUGAGAGGUCACUUUUCUGCGGUCUAGGAGACAAAGUCGAGAAGCUCCCGACAGAAUUUGCUCCUUGA